Coregonus sp. 'balchen' is the source of this 20448-nucleotide messenger RNA. The record is from the annotation of a GenBank genome assembly. Lineage: Eukaryota; Metazoa; Chordata; Actinopteri; Salmoniformes; Salmonidae.
CCAGCAUGCACUGCAAAUUGGUUCUUUUUUUUUUUAUGGGAGGGAUUCUCUAAGAGGCGUUGCCGCACUAGAAGCGAGUAGACUUUUUAACUCCACACCCAAGCAAUAUUUCAUACAAACGCAUUUGCAGGCACCUACAGUGAACUUCUUAUCAAUUUAGCCGGAAUCUUUCAUUAUGGCAAACUACAUUCAUGUACCCGACGAGGCGCCCGCUGUACCCAAAAUAGAUGUCACAUUAGACGAGAACGAUUACAGAUCUGGUGCAUUGAGACUGAUCAAGGAACUGAGACCGUUCUGGAAACCAUCCGAGGUCAAAAUGAAGGUAUUACAUUUGUCACAUUCGACGUAUUAAUUUCUAAUAAGUUUCUACGAUUACCGUAGGUGACUAGACAGUCGUCAUCGGUCACAUACUGCCUACCAGGCAGCUAUUACAUUAUUCUGAAACUGGAGGUGUUGCGCCUUUUUAAAUAGAAGCUGCGUCAACUUGCUAGCUAGCAGCAGUGUAGCAUUCAAGCCAGCCGAUUGACGGAUGAAUCGAGGCAGUGGAAUUCAUAGCUAGGCCUCUUGUUUGACGUAGUUUGCAUGAUCUAGUAAGAUCAGUAACUCACUGUACGUUCUGUGUCACAUCAAGAGAUUGCAACAAAGUAUCUUAUCAAAUUCAAGGAUAUUAUAGGCGUCGUCAUGCACAUAAAACAGACAACUGGCCAGCUGAAGUAGUUGACAAGUAACUAGUUAUGCAUUUGAUCUGGUGCCAAUUUUCUUAUGCCAUUGUAAUAUUAACAGUGCCAUUCUACGAUGGCAAGACUAGGUACAACUUCCAGGAAUCGAUGAUCAUGAGUAGGGGGACUGUUUGCCAAGUACCUUAACUCCAACACGAAACUGAGCACAGACUAGCUCUCGAAAACCCUUCAGCCACAUUACAUUCGCCCACAUUUGGCCUACGUGUAAACUACAAUUCCGACGCGGUGUUUUAACGUUUAGAAACGUCAAUAACCAUCGGUUUCGAAACAUAAUGAUAUGACCCCUUGUCUUUCAUGUCAGAGAGAAAUAAACUUUAAAAUAAAACAGAUAGCUACUUACUGUAGCAGUUUUGCACAGAUCCAUUCGCUGCGUGCCGUGCAUCCAGUUGACGAACUACACUUCCUCUCCUGUUAGUUUCCACACAGGUGUUCGAAGCACGCUAGAUAACUAAUUAGCACAGGUGGCGGCCUAUGUCUUCCGUAAACAAGCGCUGUAACAUGGAGAUAUGGCCGUGUGGACACAUUAAACCUAUAAAGAUGUGUAGUAAUUUUUCUCUACACUAUACAGUGCAUUCGGAAAGUAUUCAGACCACUUGACUUUUUCCACGUUUUGUUACAUUGCAGCCUGAUUCUAAAAUUGAUUAAAUUAUAUUUUUCCCUCAUCAAUCUACACACAAUACCCCAUAAUGACAAAGCGAAAAUAGGUUUGUAAUUUUUUUUGCAAAUGUAUUAAAAAUAAAAACCAGAAAUACCGUAUUUACAUAAGUAUUCAGACCCUUUGCUAUGAGACUCGAAAUUGAGCUCCGGUGCAUCCUGUUUCCAUUGAUCAUCCUUGAGAUGUUUCUACAACUUGAUUGGAGUCCACCUGUGGAAAUGUCAAUUGAUUGGACAUUAUUUGGGAAGGCACACACAUGUCUAUGUAAGGUCCCACAGUUGAACGUGCAUGUCAAGCCAUGAGGUUGAAAUAAUUGUCCGUAGAGCUCUGAGACAGGCUUGUGUCGCGGCACAGAUCUGGGGAAGGGUACCAAAACAUUUCAGCAGCAUUGAAAGUCCCCAAGAACACAGUGGCCUCCAUCAUUCUUAAAUGGAAGAAGUUUGGAACCACCAAGACUCUUCCUUGAGCUGGCCUCCCGGCCAAACUGAGCAAUCAGGGGAGAAGGACCUUGUCAGGGAGGUGACCAAGAACCCGAUGGUCACUCUGACAAGGCUCCAGAGUCCCUCUGUGGAGAUGGUUGUCCUUCUGGAAGAUUCUCCCAUCUCUGCAGCACUCCACCAAACAGGCCUUUAUGGUAGAGUGGCCAGACGGAAGCCACUCCUCAGUAAAAGGCACAUGACAGCCCGCUUGGAGUUUGCCAAAAGGCACCUAAAGGACUCUCAAACCAUGAGAAACGAGAUUCUCUGGUCUGAUGAAACCAAGAUUGAACUCUUUAGCCUGAAUGCCAAGCAUCACUUCUGGAGGAAACCUGGCACCAUCCCUACGGUGAAGCAUGGUGGUGGCAGCAUCAUGCUGUGGGGAUGUUUUUCAGCGGCAGGGACUGGGAGACUAGUCAGGAUCCAAGGAAAGAUGAACAGAGCAAAGUACAGAGAGAUCCUUGAUGAAAACCUGCUCCAGAGCGCUCUGGACCUCAGACUGGGGCAAAGGUUCACCUUCCAACAGGACAACGACCAUAAGCACACAACCAAGACAAUGCAGGAGUGGCUUUGAGUCUCUGAAUGUCCUUGAGUGGCCCAGCCAGAGCCCGGACUUGAACCCGAUCGAACAUCUCUGGAGAGCCCUGAAAAUAGCUGUUCAGCGACGCUCCCCUUCCAACCUGACAGAGCAUGAGAGGAUCUGCAGAGAAGAAUGUGAGAAACUCCCCAAAUACAGGUGUGCCAAGCUUGUAACGUCAUACCCAAGAAGACUUGGUUGUAAUCACUGCCAAAGGUGCUUCAACAAAGUACUGAGUAAAGGGUCAGAAUACUUAUGUAAAUGUGAUAUUUCAGUUUUUUGUUUUGAAUAAAUGUGCAUAAAAAAUUAGCCUGUUUUUCCUUUGUCAUUAUGGGGUAUUGUGUGUAGAUUGAUGGGGGAAAAAACAAUUUAAUCAGUUUUAGAAUAAGUCUGUAACGUAACAAUGUGGAAAAAGUUGAGGGGUCUGAAUACUUUCCGAAUUCACUUUACUUGCUUGUUUUGUCACAAACUGAAAUUAAGUGAACUAUUAGAAUUUUAGCAGCCAGGAAAUGGCGGAGAGAAUUUCUGUAUAGUUCACCUUUAAAGGAAAAUGUCAAUUUUUCCACUUCAUAUUCAUCUCCAACCCCACCCCAACAUCAACAUAUUUAAAAAUAUGAUUUUAACCAAUUAUGAGUAGGCAUUGUCUAGUAAUUGGAUGUCAUUGGAAACACUUACCUUCGUGUGUGUGUUUUUUUUCUUACUACAAAACGUAGAAAUGCACCAUUUUCACAUAUGUGGAUGUUGGGGUGAUGAUGAAUAUGAACUUGAACAUUUUAAAAAUGUCUGUUUUAAGUUUCACUUGAGGAACACUGCAUUUGCAUUCAUUGCCACAACAGCGAAUGUGCAUGUGCCAAUUGAAUCUCAACAAGGGAAACAGUCGGUGGUUUUAUUUUACUAAUGUUUUAUUAAAAAGUAUGGAUUUCAGCAAACUGAGAAAGGCACACAUCAGAGGGCAAACAUAGGUACACAGUAAGGGUUUAAGAGUUUUUAAAUUGUUAAAGUAUCGCCACAUAACGAGUCGGAGGUUCAUUAAAAAAAAAACUCUAGUCUGAGCUCAACUCCGUGGAGGAGUUGAGUUACUUGGCAAGGGGACCAGGGGAGGUUUGUAAAAGUCUGAAUUUUUGCCUGGUUUGUUUUGUGCAUAGUAACUGUUUUGGAGAGCUGUGGUCAGAAGGUAGGGGGUCCUCUGGAACUUUGAAACUCCCCCGGGGACAUGUGCUAAGACUAAUAAUUCUUUUAUUUAUUGUUUUAUCUUGAAGAUAUUAUAAUAUCGUGUCAUGAGGUCCUUGGCAAUUCCCUGCCGAGUCACAAGGUGGUCCGAGUUUCUCCUGGGCUCUGUGGUUAAAGUUAGGCUAGUCUAAAUGGUGAACACACUUUUGAGAAUGAAAACAUAGCUUAGAUGGCAAUUUGCAUCAGGACAUGGAAUUUUCCAUUAGUCAUGUGGUUUGUUCCUGUCAAACCUUUACAAACCCAGCUCAUGGAAACAAGUAGAACAAGUCUGUCAUGUAUGCUGAUUGUAAAACCGAGGUGGUAUGGUAAGACUUCGUGACCAUACAGAAGUGGCACAAUUUCAGUUUCCACCUCGUAAAUAAAAACUGACGAACACCGAAUGGGGGCGUGGUUUCUCUAGGGAAACACAGCUCUAGGGGGGUGUUGUGGGCAGGGUGGACACACACACACACACACACACACACACACACACACACACACACACACACACAACCACCCUGACUAUUUUCAUUCACAAAGCAAGGACUCAGCACAUGCCAGCCAUUGCUCGUUCCUGCAAAAUAAAAUUCCAGACGUGCCUCUACGCUCAUGGUCAAUCCCUGAUAGUGUAUGCGAUUAGGGGUGGAAUGCCUGGCCCCACAGAAAUGUUCCAGUUUUCAUUGGGGAUGAAAACAACCGUUGGGUUUAAACCCACCCAGGCAAUUCCUAUUUUCCAUCAAUGCAUUCUGGGGUCCUUUUGUUUUUCCAUCAGAUCCGAAAUCAAUUGACAACCUAUAAAAGGAACCAUAGAAUUCAGUCCCAGGAUGAAAGUACACUACAGUAGGUGGCAGAAUACUGUUCGUGGAUGGUAGAGGUCCAUUCGUAUUUAGAAAUGGCCUCAUCCGUAGUAUUAAUAGACAGAUAAGAAAGAUCUAGCCUACCUGACAGGAAGUCUACUGUACCUGUAGUAUAUGCAACCUAUAGUAAAUAUGCUAUAUAAUAGAAGCCUAUAGGGUACCUAUAGCCAUCACUGUUAUGAAAACCAGCAUGACUGGACAUAAGCCUAUAAAUAUCUGAGUAAAUUGUCAUUUUAUAUAUAUAUAUAUAUAUAUAUAUAUAUAUAUAUAUAUAUAUAUAUAUAUAUAUAUAUAUAUAUAUAUAUAUAUAUAUUACUGCUCAAAAAAAUAAAGGGAACACUAAAAUAACACAUCCUAGAUCUGAAUGAAUGAAAUCAUCUUAUUAAAUACUUUUUUCUUUACAUAGUUGAAUGUGCGGACAACAAAAUCACACAAAUUAUAAAUGGAAAUCAAAUUUAUCAACCCAUGGAGGACUGGAUUUGGAGUCACCCUCAAAAUUAAAGUGGAAAACCACACUACAGGCUGAUCCAACUUUGAUGUAAUGUCCUUAAAACAAGUCAAAAUGAGGCUCAGUAGUGUGUGUGGCCUCCACGUGCCUGUAUGACCUCCCUACAAUGCCUGGGCAUGCUCCUGAUGAGGUGGCGGAUGGUCUCCUGAGGGAUCUCCUCCCAGACCUGGACUAAAGCAUCCGCCAACUCCUGGACAGUCUGUGGUGCAACGUGGCGUUGGUGGAUGGAGCGAGACAUGAUGUCCCAGAUGUGCUCAAUUGGAUUCAUGUCUGGGGAACGGGCGGGCCAGUCCAUAGCAACAAUUCCUUCCUCUUGCAGGAACUGCUGACACACUCUAGCCACAUGAGGUCUAGCAUUGUCUUACAUUAGGAGGAACCCAGGGCCAACUGCACCAGCAUAUGGUCUCACAAGGGGUCUGAGGAUCUCAUCUCGGUACCUAAUGGCAGUCAGGCUACCUCUGGCGAGCACAUGGAGGGCUGUGCGGCCCCCCAAAGAAAUGCCACCCACACCAUGACUGACCCACCGCCAAACCGGUCAUGCUGGAGGAUGUUGCAGGCAGCAGAACGUUCUCUACGGCGUCUCCAGACUCUGUCACGUCUGUCACAUGCUCAGUGUGAACCUGUUUUCAUCUGUGAAGAGCACAGGGCGCCAGUGGCGAAUUUGCCAAUCCUGGUGUUCUCUGGCAAAUGCCAAACGUCCUGCACGGUGUUGGGCUGUAAGCACAACCCCCACCUGUGGACGUCGGGCCCUCAUACCACCCUCAUGGAGUCUGUUUCUGACCGUUUGAGCAGACACAUGCACAUUUGUGGCCUGCAGGGCUCUGGCAGUGCUCCUCCUGCUCCUCCUUGUACAAAGGUGGAGGUAGCAGUCCUGCUGCUGGGUUGUUGCCCUCCUACGGCCUCCUCCACAUCUCCUGAUGUACUGGCCUGUCUCCUGGUAGCACCUCCAUGCUCUGGACACUACGCUGACAGACACAGCAAACCUUCUUGCCACAGCUCGCAUUGAUGUGCCAUCCUGGAUGAGCUGCACUACCUGAGCCACUUGUGUGGGUUGUAGACUCCGUCUCAUGCUACCACUAGAGUGAAAGCACCGCCAGCAUUCAAAAGUGACCAAAACAUCAGCCAGGAAGCAUAGGAACUGAGAAGUGGUCUGUGGUCACCACCUGCAAAACCAGUCCGUUAUUGGGGGUGUCUUGCUAAUUGCCUAUAAUUUCCAUCAGUUGUCUAUUCCAUUUGCACAACAGCAUGUGACAUUUAUUGUCAAUCAGUGUUGCUUCCUAAGUGGACAGUUUGAUUUCACAGAAGUGUGAUUGACUUGGAGUUACAUUGUGUUGUUUAAGUGUUCCCUUUAUUUUUUUGAGCAGUGUAUAUCACACACACACACUCUACCGGUCAAAAGAACACCUACUCAUUCAAGGGUUUUUCUUAAUUUUUACUAUUUUCUACAUUGUAGAAUAAUAGUGAAGACAUCAAAACUAUGAAAUAACACAUGGAAUCAUGUAGUAACCAAAAAAGUGUUAAACAAAUCAAAAUAUUUUAAUUUUGAGAUUCUUCAAAUAGCCACCCUUUGUCUUGAUGACAGCUUACCACACUCUUGGCAUUCUCUCAAGCAGAUUCAUGAGGUAGUCACCUGGAAUGCAUUUCAAUUAACAGGUGUGCCUUCUUAAAAGUUAAGUUCUAAAACUUUUGACCGGUAGUGUACAUACAUACAUACAUACAGUGCCUUCGGAAAGUAUUCAGACCCCUUGACUUUUUCCACAUUUUGUUACGUUACAGCCUUAUUCUAAAAUUGAUUAAAUUGUAUUUUUUCCUCAUAUACACACACAAUACCCCAUAAUGACAAAGCAAAAACAGGUUAAGAAAUGUUUGUUAAUUUAUUGCAAAUAAGAAACUGAAAUAUCACAUUUACAUAAGUAUUCAGACCCUUUACUCAGUACUUUGUUGAAGCACCUUUGGCUGUGAUUACAGCCUCAAGUCUUCUUGGGUAUGACACUACAAGCUUGGCACACCUGUAUUUGGGUAGUUCCUCCCAUUCUUCUCUGCAGAUCCUCUCAAGCUCUGUCAUGUUGGAUGGGGAGCGACGCUGCACAGCUAUUUUCAGGUCUCUCCAGAGAUGUUCGAUCGGGCUCUGGCUGGGCCACUCAAGGACAUUGAGACUUGUCCCGAAGCCACUCCUGCGUUGUCUUGGCUGUUUGCUUAGGGUUGUUGUCCUGUUGGAAGGUUUCGCCCUAGUCUGAGGUCCUGAGCGCUCUGGAGCAGGUUUUCAUCAGGAUCUCUCUGUACUUUGCUCCGUUAAUCUUUCCCUAGAUCCUGACUAGUCUCCCAGUCCCUGCCGUUGAAAAAGAUCCCCACAGCAUGAUGCUGCCACCACCAUGCUUCACCGUAGGGAUGGUGCCAGGUUUCCUCCAGACAUGACGCUUGACAUUCAGGCCAAAGAGUUCAAUCUUGGUUUCAUCAGACCAGAGAAUCUUGUUUCUCAUGGUCUGAGAGUCCUUUCUGUGCCUUUUGGCAAACUCCAAGCGGGCUGUCACGUUCCUUUUACUGAGGAGUGGCUUCCAUCUGGCCACUCUACCAUAAAUGCCUGAUUGGUGGAGUGCUGCAGAGAUGGUUGUCCUUCUGAAAGUUUCUCCUAUCUCCACAGGGGAACUCUGGAGCUCUGUCAGAGUGACCCUGACCAAGGCCCUUCUCCCCCGAAUGCUUAGUUUGGCUGGGCGGCCAGCUCUAGGAAGAGUCUUGGUGGUUCCAAACUUCUUCCAUUUAAGAAUGAUGGAGGCCACUGUGUUCUUGGGGACCUUCAAUGCUGCAGACAUGUUUUGGUACCCUUCCACAGAUCUGUGCCUCGACACAAUCCUGUCUCAGAGCUCUACAGACAAUUCCUUCGACCUCAUGGCUUGGACCUCACCACAGGUGUGUGCCUUUCCAAAACCUGUCCAAUCAAUUGAAUUUACCACAGGUGGACUCCAAUCAAGUUCUAGAAACAUCUCAAGGAUGAUCAAUGGAAACAGGAUGCACCUGAGCUCAAUUUCAAGUCUCAUAGCAAUGGGUCUGAAUGCUUAUGUAAAUAAGGUAUUUCUGUUUUUUAUUUUUAAUAAAUUUACAAACAUUUCUAAAAACCUUGUUUUUUUUCUUCUAACCUGUUCUUUUUGUCAUAAUGGCGUAUUGUGUUUAGAUUGAUGAGGAAAACAAUGCAUUUAAUCCAUUUGAGAAUAUGGCUGUAACGUAACAAAAUGUGGAAAAAGGGAAGGGGUCUAAAUACUUUCCGAAUGCACUAUAUUUAUUUUAUACUGAGGCAUUGGAUGUGAUGAUGAUGCUGCCAAAUUGCGAUAAUUUGUCUACUAAUCAUCUCUUUUUCUCUCUCGAUCAGUUCUUCACAGAUGGAAUCACCAAUAAGUUGCUGGGCUGCUACGUGGGCGGGGUCAUGCAGGAUGUGGUCCUGGUCCGUAUCUAUGGCAACAAGACAGAGCUGUUUGUGGACCGGGAGAACGAGGUGAAGAGUUUCAGGACGCUCCACGCACACCGCUGCGCCCCACGUCUCUACUGUACCUUCAACAACGGCCUCUGCUAUGAGUUCCUACAGGGCCAGGCACUGGAACCUGAACACAUCCGCAGCCUGCCCACGUCCAGGUACAGCUACGCAUAUAGUUAUCCCACCGUGUCGAGUACAACUUGUUGAAACAAGAGCACCCUUAGUCUAAAUAUUUGAGAUAAACACACCCUCCCCCAUUGCCAACCCUCUCUCCCCCCCUUAGAAAAAAGCAGAAACUCUGAGCUAUCUUACCAGGCCCUAAUCUUAGAAGAACUACACCCACACUACACAUAUAGUACUUUACAUAGACCACACCUUUGAAUUCAUGUGUCAAGUCUACCCAUUCUCAGGUGAAACCACAGUACACCUGCACUUCUUUACACUUUCCAUAGCCUUCGACAUUGUCAUGUAAGGUGUGGUGCGUCUGUGUACUUGUAUAUGGGGGUGAGUCGGUAAGGAAACAUAAUGUGACUAUUGUUCCCUUGGAGAACAUUACUAGCAGUAGAAACACAGGACAUAGAUACAGUUACAGGUCAGGAGUUUGAUUGAAAGCUGAUCCUGGAUCUAUGGAUACAGAACCAUGCUUUAGCUAACCUGUUCUUUAGCUAAAGCCCAACCACUCCAGGGCUAUGCAUUCAGUUCACGUGUCCAAUAUCAGGGACACCGAUGUACAUAGACAAAUAUAGUCUCACCCUUAGGUGUAAACUCGCCUUAAACUCCAUGAGAUGAGUCUUGUGUUUUUCCUAUGACCUGACAUUCAUUCAAUUCUGGGAUUCUUUACAAAUAUGGCCUCUAGUGUAUAAGCCCAUACUGAAGUAAGAGUUUUUUACAGUCUUGGCCUCUAGAAUUUGGUCCCUCCUCUCAACUCCCUAUCGCCAACUCACAUCGCUUCCAACACCCUACAGGCUCAUCGCGAGGCAGCUGGCUAAGUACCAUGCCAUCCAUGCUCACAACGGAUGGGUGCCCCAGUCAGACCUGUGGCUGACAAUGGGCAAGUACUUCGCCCUGGUGCCCAAGUUCUUCCAAGACCCAGAGAUGAACAUGAGGUGAGUGGUGUAGAUAAAGAAAUGAACUGGGUCCCAAUAUCCAGACCUGCAUGGUACGGAGUAUGAAGGCCUGCGUUGGCGUGUUCAUGCCAUGCAAGCUGAAUAGUAUGCUAGUUGAGAUAUUGGGACGUAGUCGAGGUCUAGAUAGGAGGACUGAGUUAUCUUAGUAGGGACAAAUGAAAUCUGUUGGAGGUUUCUCAUCAAUACCCUUUAAAGUUAUUAUUGGUGCUUGAAUAUUUUGCCUCCACCCAUUGCCUACUUUAUGACUCAUUAACGGGGCCAGGAGUUUUUCCAGGUCUGGUUACAUAGUGAUGAGGAAUAACUCUGGGGCUCUAGUCUGGAAUAUUCCAUUAGGAAGCUCUUGAAUGGAACACUAGAGAUGUAUGAGAGAGGCUUGUCCUGUGACCUCUGGCAUGACUGAGCGAUUGCACAGUGAAUGUCUGGCAUUCCUCACAUAGCUUCACCAGGUGUGUUUACCUGAAGAGGACGAGCCCCCUGUCACUCAGACCUCACCCACUGUUCAUGAGCAAUAUGUACUGUACAGUUUUAGUUUGGUAUGUUGACUGUUUUAAUAAAGUCAUGUGGAUUUGAGAUUAUGCACUACGUUUGGAGUUUAAAGCCUUUACAAGACUCCUUUAUGCAGUCGUAGUUUAUUGAUCUGAGAUUAGGUGUUGAUGAGUUUACUCUUGGGUGAUGUCAGUUUUCUAGUAGAUUCCAACCCUCUCCUUUUAUUGAUCCGAGAUGGCACAAUAAUACUGUAACCUCUGAGAUUGCGCAACACCUCUACUACUUUCCCUGUGUACUUCUGUAAUGUGUAAUCUCUCUCUGUCUCUUUCUCUCUUUCCUUCUUUCUUUCUCUCUCUACCUCCAUCCCCAGGUUAAACAGUGAGGUGCCUAGUCGAAGGCGACUGAGAGAGGAGAUGGUGUGGAUGCAGCAGAGUCUGUCUGUGCUGGGCUCUCCUGUAGUCCUCUGCCACAAUGACCUGCUGUGUAAGAACAUAAUCUAUAAUCAGCAAGGAGGUGAGUCCCACCCUGCACGCCCAAACAUACUGCACCUAGCCACUAUUGCACUGUCCACCACUACCAGUCACAGGUAGGCCUGAUUUCAUAUACUGCACCAGAGUUUGGGGUCAAUUCCAUUUAAAUUCAGUCCAUUCAGGAAGUCGACUGAAAUUCCAAUUCUGAUUUUCCACAUUGAAGAGAAAUUAGGGGAAUUGGAAAUGGAAUUUUAGUUUAGUUCUGAAGUUAAAAUAGAAUUGAGGCACUGCACUACUGCUCUGCAUGGCAUUCUCCCAGUCACAAGCCACAAACCACAGGAAGGACUGACCAUAGUGUUCAGUAGGUAAAUAAUUAGAGGGAACAUUCUGAAACAGAAGGUAUGAAAUACCCAAACUUGUUAAAUUGUCUUAUUUUGCUUUCUGUGUCAGUAUUUUCUCCUGUUUUGCUCAACGAAACAGGGCCUUGGCUUUAGUGCACCUUGUUUAGCCAACAACCAUCACAGAGCCAACAGGCUUUGCCCGUCAUGCUAGCUAAGGGUGGGAAGGGAGGGUGCUCCGUAGUCCAUUUACAUUUUCAUCAAUAUGUAUUUAUUUGUGGUUCUUUGGGAAUGCUAUUUUGUUUGUGUUGUGAAUGCCUUUGGUACUAACAGCCGCCCGUGUACAAAGAGGAUGCACAUAGAAAUGGUCACUCAAACCAGACUCGUCAGGUGGCCAAUGGUUGCAGAGGGAAUGGUGGGUGUUUUUACCUGAGGGUGGAGGAGGAGAGCAUUCUUACCUGAGGCUAAGGUGAGGGAGGGGGAGAGGGAUUCAGCUGAUUUAUACCUGAGAAAAACAUGGGAAUGAGGGAGAGCGCUGUCUACCCCUUCGCUGAUCUGUUCGGCGAGGGGCGGGGUGAUCUCACAGCUCCUUGUGUCCAGCUUUUCUCUCCUAGGAGUGACAGGCGGGAGCGGCUGGCCAGCCAGAGGGAGUGCUGACAGACCCAGUUCAGAACACACCACUGUUCUACGCCUCAGCUCAGAGCAGCAGUAGGCGCUAACACACUCUCCUUUCACUCAGACAGUGACUGACCGCUCUGUGUUAGCUAGCUCACUGCACCAUUUGCUCUUAUUACUUUCACUCAGUGACUGAUGGCUCUUGCAGUGCUAGCUCUUUACCAUACUGUUAUCCAACCCAGUGCUAGACCACACCUAGCUUAUAUGCUUACUUGGUGACAGGAUAGCUCUUGUCUGUUUUAUAAGAGGGAGAAGAAGGAAGCCUCAAGCUUCAGCAAUAACAAAAAAUCAUCACCGAAAACAGAACUACAGUUAGUGUAGGGAGAUCAAAUAUUUUGGCCCAUUCCUCCAUGCAGAUCUCCUCUAGAGCAGUGAUGUUUUGGGGCUGUCGCUGGGCAACACGGACUUUCAACUCCCGCCAAAGAUUUUCUAUGGGGUUGAGAUCUGGAGACUGGCUAGGCCACUCCAGGACCUUGAAAUGGUUCUUACGAAGCCACUCCUUCGUUGCCUGGGAUCAUUGUCAUGCUGAAAGACCCAGCCACAUUUCAUCUUCAAUGCCCUUGCUGAUGGAAGGAGGUUUUCACUCAAAAUCUCACGAUACAUGGCCCCAUUCAUUCUUUCCUUUACACGGAUCAGUCGUCCUGGUCCCUUUGCAGAAAAACAGCCCCAAAGCAUGAUGUUUCCACCCCCAUUUUUAGCUGAUGCUCUUAUCCAGAGCGACUUACAGUUAGUGCAUACAUUAUUAUUUUCAUACUGGCCCCCCGUGGGAAACGAACCCACAACCCUGGCGUUGCAAACGCCAUGCUAUAUCAACUGAGCUACCUCCCUGCCUGCCAUUCCCUCCCCUACCCUGGACGACGCUGGGCCAAUUGUGCGCCGCCCCAUUGGUCUCCCGGUUGCGGCCGGCUACAGCAGAGCCUGGAUUCGAACCAGGAUCUCUAGUGGCACAGCUAGCACUGCGAUGCAGUGCCUUAGACCACUGCGCCACUCGGGAGGCCUGUAACAGUAGGCCUGUAACAGUAGGUAUGGUGUUCUUUGGAUGCAACUCAGCAUUAUUUGUCCUCCAAACACGACGAGUUGAGUUUUUACCAAAAAGUUAUAUUUUGGUUUCAUCUGACCAUAUGACAUUCUCCCAAUCCUCUUCUGGAUCAUCCAAAUGCACUCUAGCAAACUUCAGACGGGCCUGGACAUGUACUGGCUUAAGCAGAGGGACACGUCUGGCACUGCAGGAUUUGAGUGCCUGGCGGCGUAGUGUGUUACUGAUGGUAGACUUUGUUACUUUGGUCCCAGCUCUCUGCAGGUCAUUCACUAGGUCCCCCCGUGUGGUUCUGGGAUUUUUGCUCACCGUUCUUGUGAUCAUUUUGACCCCACGGGGUGAGAUCUUGCGUGGAGCCCCAGAUCGAGGGAGAUUAUCAGUGGUCUUGUAUGUCUUCCAUUGCUCCCACAGUUGAUUUCUUCAAACCAAGCUGCUUACCUAUUGCAGAUUCAGUCUUCCCAGCCUGGUGCAGGUCUACAAUUUUGUUUCUGGUGUCCUUUGACAGCUCUUUGGUCUUGGCCAUAGUGGAGUUUGGAGUGUGACUGUUUGAGGUUGUGGACAGGUGUCUUUUAUACUGAUAACAAGUUCAAACAGGUGCCAUUAAUACAGGUAACGAGUGGAGGACAGAGGAGCCUCUUAAAGAAGAAGUUACAGGUCUGUGAGAGCCAGAAAUCUUGCUUGUUUGUAGGUGACCAAAUACUUAUUUUCCACCAUAAUUUGCAAAUAAAUUCAUUAAAAAUCCUACAAUGUGAUUUUCAGGAUUUUUUUCCCCAAUAGCUCUUUUAACCACAAUAGUCUCUCAGCGACAGUUCCAUUACUGUCUCUCUGUGAGAGCAGAGGGAAGCCUCUUCCUUCCUUCCAACAAUAACAAAACCGUUUACCCCCUGAAACUGACUAAAGUGAAAGGUUAGGGAAACUUUAAACUUAUUGUAACUUCCCCUUAUUUAAGAUGAUGUUUAAAAGAGUCAUUUCAGUUCACCCAAUAAGAGAGCAGGGUUGUUUGUCUCAUUCAGCUGAACUGUCCUCCCUUUUUUCCCCAAGGCCUCAUCCCUCUGUUUAUCUUUCUGCUCUGUCAAGUCAGGUGAUGAAGGGAGGGAGAGAAGUAGUCAAAUUCUGCCCCAAGUCUCUGAGUGUCAAACCUGUGUUGCUUAGAUUACAACAGGAAGCCAUUCAAUUCUCUCAUUUGCAUAGGAUCAGGGAGGUGUCGUGCCAUUGGGUCCCAUGUGGACCAAUCAGAAUGCAGCUUUGAAGGGGCCUGUUGCGAAAAGGGGGGGGGAGUGUGAGCCCAAAGGAGAGGAGAGCGUUGGCAGUGGCAGUUUGUGUGACUGUGGUUGUGUGUGAAUGUGUGAGAGAGAGUGUGUGUCUGUGUCUGUGUCUGUGUGUGUGUGUGAUGGAUGUGAGUUUGCCCAAACCUUUUCGUCUGCUGUACAGGGCUACUAGCCACUGACUGGAGGUGUUCUGUUGUGUCCCGCUAGAACCGCACGGCGUCCGGUAACCAUCUCACGUGUCUUUACUAAGUCAACCCCAGAAACACACACCAAAACACUCACACACACACUGUAUGUGAAACUGUACUGUGACAAACACACAUCAUUUGGAAUUUAGGGUGCUUCAACAAGCACUCUUGAAUAUGACCUGCAUAGUAAAUCAAAUGCUUAAAUAAAGACCCUAAAGCAUUUGAAUGGGUUUUUUUUUUUGUCAGGGAGAGCGCUAAAACAGCUCUUGUAGUUAGAUUUGGGGGUAAGGCUUUGCAUGUUGAUGUCACCUCAUGCAGUACUGUUUCUUCACUAGAGGGCAGUGUUGCAUCUCUUUACCUCCAACGCCACAUUCCUUCUGCAUGGUCCCUCUUUUUCCAUCUUUCCACCACAAUCUCUUUCUCAACACAUUACCUUUCACCCAAUCAAUUCCACUGCAAGUUCCACAACUGCAUGUGAAUCAAACUAACCAAAUAUAAACUUGCCGUGGAAAGUAAUAUAGACGUUCUUACUUUUUUAAAUUACACAUUUUGACUUCUCUUUCAUAUUCCUCUGUAUUUAAUUAAUUACAACAUAUCUCACUAACCAAACAACAACAAAAACUAAACAUGUAAAAACGACACAACAUUAUUCCUCUGUAUAUAAUAGUGUCUGUGUAAGCUAAUUUGUUUGUGAAGCCAAUCAGGUGAUUUCCUGGAAGAAGUUGAUAAUGGACUACUGUUUGUCUAUGGAAUUGGAUAAUCCAAUCCAUUUUCCAAUCACAUGACUGGCUCCUGUAGCUUAUAUUGGGAUUGGGAUCACCCCACUCUUAUAUAAUGGCAGAAAACAUGGAAGUGAAACCGAGAAGAAGAACAUAAAAUCAAUCUCUUUGAAAAUAUCCGUUCUCAACUUUUUCCAGAGCACUUUCAAAUUCAAACUGGUUGAAAGCUGGUCCUAGAUCUAAAUGUAAUUUUUUUUAGCCAACUCCUCUAACUCGUCUGACUGUUAUAUAACAUGACAACCACUGUCAUGACAACGCUAUACAGAGGAAUCGGCUAAAGCACAUACACCUGUUUGGGACCAGGCGAACUGCAUGUCUGAAUCAAUUAGGCCUAUAUGUCUGUCUAUCUCUAUCAACUUUGUAUGUCUGUCUAUCUGUAUCAACUUUCUUGUCUUCAUUUUCUCGAAACAUUCUCAUCUGUGCCUCACUUCCCUUCAAAAUGCAAACUCUUACUCCUCAACCCCAGAGGCCUACAGUAUUUAUAGUAGGCUGUCAGUCAGGCAUCAGAACCACUUAGACUAGAGACAGGGAUGAUAAUGGGUUAAUAAUGCACAGCUUUAUCAUUUAUAAUGUGACUGGUCUCUGUCCUGUUCUAAACAAACCUUCCUCUCUGCUCCUUUCAGAAAAUGUGAAGUUCAUUGACUACGAAUACGCUGGGUACAAUUACCAAGCCUAUGACAUUGGGAACCACUUCAAUGAAUUUGCAGGUAAGAGAGUGUGUGUUUUGGGUCACGUUGCCAAGUGCGAAUGGUCAUUGGUCAUUUUACUAAGUGCUGCGUGUAUGUGUUGUGGUCCCCUGUAGCUCACUUGGUAGAGUAUGUCGCUUGCAAUGCCAGGAUAGUUGGUUCAAUUCCCAGGGACGAAAAAUUUAUGCACGCAUGACUGCUUUGGAUACAAGCAUCUGCUAAAUGACAUAUUAUAUUAUGGUCAGUGUGUUAAGCGUGUGUUUGGUCAUUGUACUAAGCAUAUCUGUGUUUUAACCUUUUACUUAGCAUGUGUAUGUGUGUCCUGUUAGGUCUGAAUGAGGUGGACUACAGCCACUACCCAGAGCGGAGCUUGCAGCUGCAGUGGCUGCGCUCGUACCUGGAGGCCUAUAAGGAACACAAAGGUCAAGGGUCAGAGGUCACUGAGACAGAGGUGGAGGUGCUCUAUGUACAGGUCAACCGCUUCUCCCUGGUGAGUUCAUUCUCCUUUCUUUUUGUUUUGUGGUUAAUUUGUGGUUUACGCCCAAGACAAAGUUGUCACAUUUUUAUUUGAGCUUUGUUUACAAGAUUAAGUAUACAAGAUUAAGUAUUAGACCGAUGUUCAGUGAGACUUUGAGACAGGGAAAUCAGUCAGUAGUGUUCCUAGGUAAAGUUGAAAGGCUCUUUUGAGGCUUUUCACAAGGAGAUCUUCAAUGCCAGUCAUCUGUCUGUUUGAAUGUUCUCAGUUCAUCAUCUUCAACUCAACUCUUUCUUCAUCCCCUCUGCUCUUCUCCGCUCACUUCUUUCAGAGAAACAACAAAAUGUACCCAAAACAAAUCAAUUGCACAAGAAUGUGUGUUGUUCGGGUGAAUCGCUGAAGGUUAAUUGGUUGGUCCUUUAAUCAAUAGUUAGGGCAGUGUAGUCUUGUGUUGAACUGUCAACCGGUACCUAGCAGAAAUGGUUGUUUCCCUGAACACAUAGACACAUCUAGAAGGUAUGUCCCCUGGGAAUCCAAAGGCAGAGGAGUACUUUGAAAUAAACACUUAGUAGACCUGCAAAUGAGACAAACAAAGCAGGAGAAAUAGCUUUGUAAAUAUUUCUAAUUGACCGUCUGACUGUUUGCUGUUCAACAGAAGUGCAGUCAUGGUAAUUCAUCAGAGUACUUUACACUACAGUUUAGCUGAAGAAAGUUCCAAAGCAUUUGAAUAGCAAUAGAAGCGUAACACUGCUUUCAAAGAUCAAAGGAUGGACCAUAUUCAACAAAUGUAUACAAUGUCACAUAGAGAGAAGUGACCUUGCAAACCUAUUGAAAACGAAUGAGAAGAGUUAUGCCUUGUUAUAGACAAUAAGAGUCCCUGGGGGUAUAUUAGCCAUGCAUUAGCUAUACAUAGGGGUAUGUUCUGCUAAUCCAUAGGUUAAACAUGGCAACAGAAGCUUGCUGUACCUGUUUUUGAAGUAGGGAGACUAUAUAGCAGCCUCCUUGGAGAUUUCCAGGACAAUCUAGAAUUCUCAUUUUGUACAGUCAACCGUAGCACCCAACAAUCCCAACACCACCUGAGACUCGCCCUACCUCCUCCUUUGGUAACUACACUCACGUGUGUUUACUGUAGAUAGAAGUGGUAGCCUUGGAUUUCGGUCUGUUUCCGCUGUGGACAACUCCUUUGUUGGUUGUUACUAUGGGCUUUGUCAUGUUUGGCGUGACAAUGGUGUUGGUUAAAGACUUCCAUUCCGAUCAGGACAAUGAACACUGACCCACAUUCAAUAAUAUGACUAUCCCCCAUUUCUUUCUCUCUCCCUAUCUCCUUCUCCCUCUCUCCAGGCAUCUCAUUUCUUCUGGGGCCUGUGGGCUCUGAUUCAGGCAGAGUUUUCCACCAUUGAUUUUGACUUCCUGGGGUAAGUGGCUUCAAAAAUAUAGGUUUUAUCCAGAGACAAGUCGAGAGUUUGGUACUAUAAAGUUAUAUCUGCAAAAAGAUGAUUCUGAGAUAAUUGGCUUUAGAGUUCCGAUCCCUCAUUGGUGUGAAUGGUGUCAGCAAUUUGUAUAUUGUAAUCUUUUCAGCUUAACAACAUGAAUUGGGGUAUUUAGAGUGCCAUAUAGGUAGAGAACAUUGAACAAAACAAGACUUUGUCAGUAACUCAAAUGUUUUUAUAUUAUAUACUUUUUCUCCCCAAUUUCGAACUUGUCUCUUCGCUGCAACUCCCCAACGGGCUCGGGAGGCGAAGGUCGAGUCAUGCGUCCUCUGAAACAUGACACGUCAAACCGCGCUUCUUAACACCCGCCCGCUUAACCUGGAAGCCAGCCGCACCAAUGUGUCGGAGGAAACACCAUUCAACUGAUGACAGAGGUCAGCCUGCAGGCGCCCGGCCCGCCACAAGGAGUCGCUAGAGCGUGAUAAGCCGAGUAAAGCCCCCCCCAAGCCAAACCCUCUCCUAACCCAGACGACACUGGGCCAAUUGUGUGCUGCCCUAUGGGACUCCCAAUCACGGCCGGUUGUGACACAGUCCAGGAUCGAACCCAGGUCUGUAGUGACGCCCCUAGAACUGCGAUGCAGUGCCUUAGACCGCUACGCCAUUUGGGAGGCCCAAGUAACUCAAUUUUGACACAAAUGCAGAUAGAACCUUAUAGUCCCAAGCUCUCGAAGACAUGACAUUACAGCCAUAGCAGAUAUAACAUAUUUAUAGAUUCUGUAAUAAUGUAAAUUGUUGAGUACUUUGUCUUCACUCUGAAGGCCUACUUAUGAGCUAUUGAUAUUAUGCCCUGACACUGCAUCUUGCUUUCUUAUGAUGUAUUGUCACUGACUUGAUAUCUUGUUACUAAAGUGACGUACAUUUGCUCACUCGUUUCAGAUACGCAGUCCUUCGCUUCAGCCAGUACUUCAAGAUGAAGCCAGAGGUUGCAGCACUGAACUUUCCAGAAUAAAAGUCCUCCUCCCUACCUGGUCCUCAUGUCCACCGUAGAGUGCCCUCUAGGGGGUGUCGUAAAGAAGACCUGGAGAGAGCCCAGCCCACGCUUCCUGUGGAUUUCAUUCGGCACUCACUAGAGACUCAUAGAACCCUAUGGGAACUUAUAGAACCCUUUUGAGAACUCAUAGCUGUUAGAAACCAUGACUCGCCAUCCAUUAACACUCCACAGGGCCAAAUCCAUAGAGUCAUAUAGAAGCCUAGAACCAUGCACUUCUUCAUAAAGACUAAAGUCUUUAAGACCCAGUCCUCCAAAAUGUCCAAAUAUGCAAGAAAAAAAUGAAGAAAACUAUCAUGGCUAUUUUUGUUAAGAACAACCAAAUGAAAACAGUGCCAUGUAAAAUAUGGUGAAUUCAGUGUGAAAUUCCAGUAGCAUCUCUCACCCCAGUCUGUGCCCGCCCAUAGGGGUAGCUCGCAACAGGGGAGACCUAGACCAACUCUGUAACUUGUCUCCUGUGUUGUGCUGCUGACUGACUGAAUAUUAGUGUGUGUGGGCUCACUCAGAGCCAUUCAUAUUGGAUAUAUACAUCUCUUGUCUGGGCUCACUGGUCCACUGAUUAUUUAGUCACCAGUAUAUCUGUUGGUUUAAUGGUAGGCUAUAUAAUAAGUUACCAAUAUGUGUUGGUGCACUUGUGGUAGUCACCAAUAUAUAUUUGUUGGUCGAUUGGUUAGAUUACUUAGGUAGUGUCUCCUAGGUAAUUCAUUCUGUUCCCCUGUGUGAAGCGACGUCCACUUCCCUACCGUAACUAGGCUGUAGUUUGAUUCAUGGGAAAUGUGUCAUCAUGACGACGGCCAGGACUAUUUCCUGACCAUUUCCUGGAAAAACUCUGACCAGGAGAAACUCUGGGCCUGGGGCCUUGUGGUCAGGAAACCCUCCAAGCCCUAGUCAUGACAGUGCUAUGUUCACUGUAUAAAGUCAUUUAGAUUCACUUUUUGAUUUAUCAUGUAACCUCAUGGGGCAAUUGCAUUUGGCUAGACACGGCCUAGUCCUGGACUAAAAUACAGGCACUUUCAAUGGAGAGUUGAUGUUCAAUGGAGUCACCAUUGAAAGUCAUUUUUAGUCAAGAAGUAUAGGCUUAAGCUGGUUUAGUGUUGCCUGGCUACCCUUCCACCUCGCUCCGGCCAACUGACGUUUCUUCUCAAUGAUGAGUCUGGAUUUGCCUCCCUCCCUGAUGAUUUCUAGAAUGCGAACACAUUCUGACCAAUCUGAUUGGUCCCAGAAACUGAUGGGUUGGGCCAGAGCCGGCCUACAUGGAUGACGUUAUCAACUUUGAAACUAUGGUUAGAUUUUUUUUUGGGACUAUCCAAUCGCUGAUUAAUUUGUUUUGUAAAACGCCCCUCAUUUUGAAGUCACACAAACAACUUCUAGAAUGGCAGUUUCAGACUGAAUGUAUGUAGCGAUUGCUAGAGCAGCGUAAUUAAAUUCAGGGUGAGUUGUCUGACAAGGUUUAGUGCAACUGGCUGUGAGACAACUGAGAGUAAGACCUAUGAUUGGAGGACCAACGGCUUUGGUAGUGAGUGUCUUUGAAAGACUUCUCUUUAUCUGAAAGAGUCUCUCUGUAACAGUAUAGUUCUUCAUCUGUUUAUAAAGUAUGCGCUGCUUGGUUCCAUGAGUUCUUUACGAAAAAAAGUUCAUCUAAUAGGUCAAAACCAACCUACACCAAAGUGCUGAUAUUUUUUGCUUGUACAUAAUUGCACAUUGUAUUUUUCCGUUUAGAAAUAAUAAUAUUGAUGUAUAAUAUUUACUUUUUAAAAAGUACAGUUUUUAUACCUAUUUAAGUGAUGAACUGUUUUCUGACUGGGAGGUCUUGGAGAGUAUGUUAGGAGUGUGUUAAAACAGCUUCAACGUUAGUCAGGGUUGGUCUGUGCGGUCACUGUACAGACGCCUGGAUGAAGAGACCACUUGAUAGGCUGCUGAAAUAGCACCAUAUUCCCUACAUAGUGCACUACUU